AUGGGUUCUCUGGCGGCAGGGAACGGCGCUGCCGGCCAUGCAAGCAACGGAGGCGGCGUCGCGGACCAUGCGCUAGCGCUGGAGAUCAACGGCGCCGGCGCCGGCAACGGGCACAAGACGGGCGUCGUCGAACAGGCGGCGCCCGUCCUGCAGGCGAACGGCGGCGGCAAGAUCAAGAAGAAGGUCAGCCCCAUGGACAAGUACUGGGUGGCCGCCGACGAUGGAGAGAUGGAGGCGGCCACGGCGGACGGCGGCGAGGACGGCCGGCGGCCGCUGCUCUUCCGGAAUUUCAAGGUCAAGGGCAUCCUCCUGCAUCCCUAUCGGUUGCUGAGCUUGAUCAGAUUGGUUGCUAUCAUCAUGUUUUUCGUAUGGCGUGUCCGGCACCCACAUGCCGAUGGCAUGUGGCUCUGGUGGAUAUCGAUGGUUGGGGAUCUUUGGUUUGGCGUCACUUGGCUUCUAAACCAAGUUGCAAAGCUCAGCCCUGUCAAGCGUGUCCCCGACCUUGCCCUCCUGAAACAGCAGUUUGAUCUACCAGACGGCAACUCCAACCUCCCCGUUAUUGACGUGUUCAUCAACACCGUCGAUCCCAUAAAUGAGCCUAUGAUAUACACAAUGAACUCCAUCUUAUCCAUUCUUGCCGUAGACUAUCCAGUUGACAAGCAUGCUUGCUACUUCUCAGAUGAUGGUGGAUCAAUAAUCCAUUUUGAUGGGUUGCUUGAAACUGCAAAAUUUGCUGCAUUAUGGGUUCCCUUUUGCCGAAAACAUUCCAUUGAGCCAAGAGCCCCCGAGAGCUAUUUCUCUGUGAAGGCACGCCCAUACACUGGGAAUGCACCAGAAGAUUUUGCCGAUGACCACACACACAUUUCUAGGGAGUAUGAUGAAUUCAAGGAGCGCUUAGAUGCACUUUUUACCGUAAUUCCCAAGCGUGGAUAUAAUCACGCAGAUUCCAAAGAAGGUGCAAAGGCAACUUGGAUGGCUGAUGGGACACAGUGGCCAGGUACAUGGAUUGAGCCAGCUGAGAACCAUAAGAAAGGGCAACAUGAUGGAAUAGUUCAGGUUAUGUUGAAACAUCCAGGCCAUGAACCAGAACUUGGUCUACCAGCAAGCACCAACAAUCCUCUAGACUUCAGUGCUGUUGAUGCACGCCUCCCGAUGCUCGUUUACAUCUCCCGUGAGAAGCGUCCAGGCUGCGAUCAUCAAAAGAAGGCAGGUGCCAUGAAUGUACAGUUACGAAUCUCUGCCCUCCUGACCAAUGCACCCUUCAUCAUCAACUUCGAUUGCGACCACUACGUCAACAACUCAAAAGCCUUCCGUGCUGGCAUAUGUUUCAUGCUCGACCGUCGUGAAGGUGACAACACUGCCUUUGUCCAGUUUCCCCAGCGCUUUGACGAUGUUGAUCCCACAGACAGGUACUGCAAUCACAACCGUGUCUUCUUCGACGCCACCUUGCUCGGUCUCAAUGGCAUCCAAGGGCCCUCUUUUGUGGGUACUGGUUGUAUGUUCCGCCGUUUUGCACUUUAUGGUACUGACCCACCUCGCUGGAGAUCUGAUGACGUCAAGAUUGUGGACAGCUCCAAAAAGUUUGGCAGAUCUCUGUCCUUUAUGAGCUCAAUACCGCCAUCUGCAAACCAAGAACACUCCGUCAUGUCGCCACCGGCACUUGAAGAGUCUGUCAUGGCGGAUUUAGCUGAUGUUAUGACCUGUUCAUAUGAGGACGGGACUGAAUGGGGCAAGGAGGUUGGCUGGGUCUACAACAUUGCAACGGAGGAUGUGGUGACCGGCUUCCGGCUGCACCGGAAUGGGUGGCGGUCGAUGUACUGCCGCAUGGAGCCAGAUGCGUUCGCCGGCACCGCACCCAUCAACCUCACUGAGCGCCUGUACCAGAUCUUGCGCUGGUCAGGGGGCUCCCUUGAGAUGUUCUUCUCGCCAUACUGCCCACUCCUGGCCGGUGGCCGUCUCCACCCUAUGCAAAGAAUUGCUUAUGCCAACAUGACAGCCUACCCAGUUUCAUCGAUCUUUCUAUUGUUCUAUCUCCUCUUUCCAGUGAUAUGGAUCUUCCGUGGACAAUUCUACAUACAGAAGCCAUUUCCCACUUAUGUUUUGUACCUCGUCAUCGUCAUAGUCAUGACCGAAUUGAUCGGUGUGAUUGAGAUCAAGUGGGCUGGCCUCACGCUGCUGGACUGGAUCCGCAACGAGCAGUUCUACAUUGUUGGUGCAACGGCUGUGUACCCUACAGCCGUGCUGCACAUGGUGCUGAAGCUGUUUGGUUUCAAGGGUGUUUCGUUCAAGCUAACGGCGAAACAGGUAGCCAGCAGCACCAGUGAUAAGUUUGCUGAGCUGUACGCCGUGCAGUGGGCUCCGUUGCUGAUCCCGACAAUGGUGGUGAUAGCGGUAAAUGUAUGUGCCAUUGGUGCAUCGAUUGGCAAGGCAAUAGUCGGAGGUUGGUCGCUCAUGCAGAUGGCAGAUGCAGGACUUGGGCUGCUGUUCAACGCGUGGAUUCUGGUGCUGAUCUAUCCGUUUGCGCUGGGCAUGAUUGGACGGUGGAGCAAGAGACCGUAUGUCUUGUUCAUAAUGUUUAUCAUUGCUUUUAUUGUAAUUGCCAUGCUGGAUAUUGCCAUCCAGGCCAUGCGCUCUGGGUUUGUUAGGUUCCACUUCAAAAGUUCUGGUGGCGCCAGUUUUCCUACAAGCUGGGGCUUGUAAGGCCAUGUUGACUCCAUUGUUUAGUGCUGUCAUUUCCUCCCGUUGUUGGGGUUUUUUCUUUCUCUCUGGGGAUUUGGGUGUGAAUCAUAUAGGUUGUACAAGGUUGUGGAAAAACAAUGUAAAUUGGCCAUUUGCCUGGAA
Messenger RNA from Lolium rigidum, 2841 nucleotides. RefSeq names its product probable mixed-linked glucan synthase 8. Gene Ontology annotation, cellular component: trans-Golgi network; plasma membrane. Gene Ontology annotation, molecular function: mannan synthase activity; cellulose synthase (UDP-forming) activity. NCBI's taxonomy places the organism in Eukaryota, Viridiplantae, Streptophyta, Magnoliopsida, Poales, Poaceae. Gene Ontology annotation, biological process: cellulose biosynthetic process; plant-type primary cell wall biogenesis. The record is from RefSeq and is a predicted model, not a curated record. The coding region runs from base 1 to 2700 and encodes 899 amino acids. The transcript is spliced from 3 exons.